Molecule: messenger RNA, 3835 nt
Organism: Klebsormidium nitens
Lineage: Eukaryota; Viridiplantae; Streptophyta; Klebsormidiophyceae; Klebsormidiales; Klebsormidiaceae
Source: the annotation of a GenBank genome assembly
CAAGGUCCAAGACUCGAACUCCGAGUCGAAGUAUGGACGUGGCGAGUGACCCAGGUCCACAGGGCCUCGAACAGGUCGCCAAUGUUCGUAUCAUUAUGGUGGUUCUGUAGGAGGUGCUCAAUACCCACUGCAUGCGCUCUGGGCGUCCCAUGUGAGCUCUAGGGAUUACUGUCCUAAAGGUACCUAGGCCCUAGGGUUUCAGAUGUCAGGCGCAUUGGCGGCUUGUCGAGAAAUCAGUAAGAAAUGGCCUCCAAGUUGCGGUGCUAGCGUGUUCCUGGUCAUUCUGCUGCAUCCCGUCCUCAUCAGCCUGGCGAGAGGGAUCUUAGCCUGCUAGAAUUUGGUUCCAGAUCUCAACGUUGUCUGAGGAUUUAAAGCGCGGGAUUUGAAGCAUGGCCAUAGAUGCACCAUUCUGCUCCAGCCGGUUCAGAUAGGGCUGCCAAAGCUGUUCAAGUGGGGUCUCUGCUAGAAUGUUUGGGCUCACCUUUUAGCUUGUAGGACCUGAACACAAAGCGUCUUGCAUACAGGUGCAGAAGACAAUUGACCCUCAUGAUGGUAAAAUAGACUGACAAGGCAGUAUUUUGAGCUAGCUAUCAAGAGUCGUCUGAACAGCCGGCCAUGGCCCCUUUGGCGGGACCUGGUGGGGCAGGUGAUUUUGCAGUGCCCGGACCGCCAGGUGCACUGGUUGUAGGAAUGCGGAAAGCCAAUGACAACGAGGAGGCUAUUCUGGUCACUGUGCGAGUGCGUCCGCUUAGUUCGCAAGAGCUUGCAGAGAGGGACGUGGCAGUGUGGCGUUGCACCGACGAAAAGACAUUGACAUUCAUGGACCACGUUCCGGAGAGGUCACCUUACCCAUCUGCUUACGCCUUUGAUCGCGUUUUUGGGCCUGUGGCUUCAUCAGAACAGGUGUAUGCAGAGGCAGCACGCGACCUUGUGCAGUCAUCCUUGAGCGGUUUGAAUGCCACGGUUUUCGCAUACGGUCAGACAAGCAGUGGAAAGACCCACACAAUGCGGGCCGUGUCGCGGAGUGCCGUGCAAGAUAUUUUUGAGCACAUACAACGGACCCCACAGCGGGAGUAUCUGAUCCGCGUGUCUGCUCUGGAGAUUUACAACGAGGUGGUGCGUGACCUGCUGCGCCCUGACAGUGGCCCGCUGCGCUUGCUGGACGACCCUGAGCGCGGCACAGUUGUGGAACGCCUCGCCGAGGAGGUUGUUCGCUCAAGCGGCCACCUCUAUCAGAUUCUGGAAGACUGUGAAGCGCAGCGGCAGGUGGGCGAGACGAUGCUGAACGACAACAGCUCGCGGUCGCACCAGAUCAUUCGCCUGAGCGUGGAGAGCUGCCCCAGCAUGGAGGAGGGCAUGGUGGCAGGGGCGGGCGGCAGCCACGUCCUCAUGAGCGUGCUCAACUUUGUGGACCUGGCAGGCAGUGAGCGCGCCUCGCAGACGCUGGCAGAGGGGGCACGGCUCAAGGAGGGGGGCCACAUCAACCGCUCCCUACUCACCUUGGGCACAGUCAUCAGGAAACUAGGAGAGAGUAACAAGCUACGGCGCGGUCACAUCCCAUACCGGGACUCCAAGCUGACGCGGAUUCUGCAGCACUCUCUGGGGGGCAACGCGCGCACGGCCAUCAUCUGCACCAUGAGCCCCGCGCGCGCUCAUGUGGAGCAGACUCGCAACACGCUCUCCUUUGCCACGCGGGCCAAGGAGGUCACCAACAGCGCGCAUGUCAACCUGGUCGUCAGCGACAAGGUGCUCAUCAAACGGCUGCAGCGGGAGGUCGCCCGGUUGGAGGCAGAGCUGGCCGUGGCAGCCAACCCUCGGGAACUGCAGGCGCGCGACAUCCGGAUACAACAGAUUGAGAUGCAGCUGCACGAGCUGGUGCGGCAGCGGGAUGCCGCGCAGGCACAUGCACGCGAGCUGACCAAGGCCAUGAUCAAGGGCGACAGGGGCGACGAGACCUCGCAAAAGGCGACCAAGUCUUGGAGCCCGGAUACUGUAAAGAAGCUGCUGCGCCGAUCAGGGAAGAAGAAAAAGACUCGGCUUGGGGCACCCGACGACGUGAGCAUCGAGAGCGCGCCCCUGUUCGGCACCAGCGCGAGCCGCUUCCUGGAGUACAAGGAGAUGCGUGAGCGGCGGCGGGAGCGACAGCGCGAAAGGGAGAGGGAGCGGGAGGCGGAGGCGGCCGUGCUGGACGGGGAGAAGCGCAAGCUGGAGACGAUGCACGAGCGGCUGGGCCAGGGGGCGGACGUGGCAAUGCAGGCGCUGCACAAGGAGAUUGAGUGCCUACGGCUGGCGCAGGCCCAAGCCGUGGUGGGGGGCGCCAAGUCCGCCGACAUCGCAGGCAUGAUCGACAAGCUGCAGGCGGAGCUGGAGGGGCUGCAGGCGGCGCAGGCGGCGAGCGUGCCAGAGGAGGACGCUGGCGCAGAGGCGGCCCCGGAGGGGGAGGCCCCCCCUGGGAUGCGCAAGGCGGCAGUGAAUGCCAGCAUGGAGCGGAUGAUCCAGCUGCUGCGGGAUGAGCUGGCGCGCCUGCAGUCCGCCACCAAGGCGGACGAGAAGGCGGACCAGGAGAUCAGUGCACUCGAGGAGAAGCUUGAGAGUGCCCAGCUCUCACUGGACAAGUUCUAUGACAGCGCCACUCCGGGGGACGACCCGCUGCUCUCCAGCGGCCGCCGCGUAUUGGCGCCCCGCUCCCCUGGCGGGGCCAAUGCAGCAGGCCCGCCUGCCUCGCCGCGCCUGCACCGCCGCUCGCCGUCAGCAGGAGGAGCCCUCCCCGGGGGGCACCAGGAGAACGACGAGAACGCUCCGGGGGGGCAGGACAGCGGGCACUACAGCGCCCCAGAGGAUGGCGAGAAGACGCCGCGACGAGGGGGCGCGUCGAGCGUGGAUAUCCGGCGCAUGCAGAGCCUGUUCAAGACGGCGGCGGAGGAGAACGUGCGCAGCAUCAAGAACUACGUGACCGAGCUCAAGGAGCGGAUCGCCAAGCUGCACUACCAGAAGCAGCUGCUCGUCUGCCAGGUGUUGGAACUGGAGGGCGCGGCGCGGCGCAGUGGCGAGGAGAGCGAGGGCCCCGCAGGCCUGCGGCCGGAGGUGUGGGUGGCGCGCUGCGAGGAGCAGACGGCGGCCAUCGUGCAGCUGUGGGACAUGUGCAACGUCAGCCUGUUCCACCGCACCCAGUUCUACCUUCUCUUCAGCAGCGCGGCCGCCGCGGACCACGUGUACCUGGAGGUGGAGCAGCGGCGUCUCGAGUGGCUGCGCGAGCAGUGCCUGCUCACCCUCGAGGACGGCCACGACGAGCCCCGCGCCAUCCGCGGCUCCCUCAAGCGCCUGCGCCACGAGAGGGACGUCUUGGCCCGACGAAUGCGGGACCGGUUAAGCGACAUGGAGCGCGGGCUCUUGUUUGAACAGUGGGGGGUGCCGUUGACCUCCAAAGCCCGGAAGCAGCAGCUGGCUGCGCUGGUGUGGAACAACCCCUUCGAUGCCAAGCAUGUCCGCGACAGUGCCGACCUGGUGGCGCGCCUCAUGGACUUUGGAGACGCCUCCACGCUGGUGCCAAAGGAGAUGUUUGGGCUCAAGUUUGCGCAGCCAGGUCGGAAGAGAAACUGGCUCAUGCGCAUUGCAUCGACAGGUUGACUACAAUCUUCAGGAAUGCUUGAAUUGGAAAUAAUGCUUGCUAAUAGAGCAAUCAGUAGGGAGUUGCGACAGGAAUUCGAUCACUAAUAUGUACAUUAAUAUUGCUUUGACUUGCUUCUUUCAAGUCGUUGGCCAGCACGAUCCUUUAAGCACAUAUGGCAAGUUUGGGGUUUUUGCAAAUCUUCCAAUAUUGUCAUGCUGUCGGGGC